UUCCGACGCCCGGGGUGCCGGGCUGGCGCCCAGAUGCGGCGGUGGCAGCGGCGCGGAGCUGGGGCGGUCGCAGUGGAGCUGCUGGAGGCGCCGGGAGCCCGUCCGUCAGGAGUCGCGCCACGGGUUUCCAUCCCCGCCCGGCGCCCAGCGUGGCACGGGCGCCCACUGGAGAGGGCUUCUCGGUUCGCACGCGCGGUCCCGUUCCUGGCAUAAUGAAGGACCGGCUAAUAGAACUUGUGGAGUUAACCAAGCGGUAUGAACAGCAGUUCCCAGACAAGGACAAUGAAUUUGACUCGCCCCCCGAGGAUAUCGUGUUCGAGACGGACCACAUCCUGGAAUCCUUGUACAGAGACAUCCAGGACCUUCAGGAUGAAAACCAGCAGCUAACUUACGACGUGAAGCGGCUGGGAAAGCAGAACACCCGCUUCCUCACGUCCAUGAGGCGCCUCAGCAGCAUCAAGCGGGACACCAACUCGAUUGCCAAGGACAUCAAGGCCCGGGGCGAGAGCAUCCACCGCAAGCUGAGCGCCAUGAAGGCGCUGAGCGAGGUCGCCGAGGCCCAGCACGGCGCGCACUCGGCCGUGGCGCGCAUCGCGCGCGCACAGUACAGCGCUCUCACCCUCCCGUUCCAGGCCGCCAUGCUCGAGUACAACCAGGCCGAGAUGAAGCAGCGCGAAAACUGCAAGAUCCGCAUCCAGCGCCAGCUGGAGAUCAUGGGCAAGGACGUGUCGGGCGACCAGAUCGAGGACAUGUUCGAACAAGGCAAGUGGGACGUGUUCUCAGAGAACCUGCUGGCUGACGUGAAGGGCGCGCGGGCGGCCCUCAACGAGAUCGAGAGCCGCCACCGCGAGAUGCUGCGGCUGGAGAGCCGCAUCCGCGACCUGCACGACCUCUUCCUGCAGAUGGCCAUGCUGGUGGAGCAGCAGGCUGACACCCUGGACGUCAUCGAGUUCAACGUGCAGAAGACCCUCGACUACACCGGCCAGGCCAAGGUGCAGGUGAGCAAGGCCGUGCAGUACAAGAAGAAGAACCCCUGCCGGACCGUCUGCUGCUUCUGCUGCCCCUGCCUCAACUAGCAGAAGGCCCAGGCCGCCACACCCCAUCCCCGGCAGGAAUGGGAGGGGAAGCACACUGGGAAAGAUUUUGAGGCUGUCUGCACUGGGGUGAGUUGCCCUAAUCCCUAGGGACCUCAGUCUUUAGAGAAGGAAAAAACUCGGUCCCAGAAUUCCAGUCCAGCUCGUACUUGGAAAGAGAGUUGAUCCCACCUGCUGUUUCAUCUGUAAGGACAGAUGCCUACUGAAGUUUUGUGAGGUCAUUGUAUGGCACAUAGCACCCUUGCCUCUUAAAGGAAGCCAAAUAAGGAACUGACGUGGCAACGUACUCUACGGUAGAUGUCCAAGGCAUGUUUGUACAUGGACCUCUAGGAGGAAGUCAGUCCUGCAUCGGCUCACAGUAUGAACUCCUUAUCAAGGCUUCAUUUACCCUAUCCUGAAAGUACCUCUGUUGUGUUCAUUUUUGAGUGAACCGAUCUUGGGAAAAACUGCACAUCUGCCAUUUCUGAUUCUUCAUCUGGUUUACGCUAUGUGAUUCCCGCCUGGAUGUAUAUCUUCUUUCUGCUCACCUCCUCUACUUAUUAAAAUUACAUUUAACACUUACUAUUAUUUCCUUACCUCUUACUUUUAAUAUCUUCCAUCAGAAUGUAAUUUGGGAUUUUUUUUUUCCAAAGAUUUUUAAGCACUGAGUAUUGAACAGGCACUCAAAUUGAAGUAUGUUUGUCACAUUAUAUAUAUUUUUCAUAAAUAAAAAUAAUUUAAAAGUUAUCUUUGUACUUGAUUAUUACCAAUGCACAUAUAUGUAAAUGUAAACUACCAAUAUUUACUAAUGCAUGUACAUAAUGACCAGUUGGUUUAACUUUACUUUUGUAAAUAUGGUAUAUAAACAUCGAUGAGACAUUUUUACUGGUUGUUGGUGUUGGUUUGCUUGUUAUGAGUUUAUCUCACUCUGAUCUGCAUCUCCAUAGUCCAGUUUGGGUCAAAACUUUAUUUUGAACAACUCUGUGUUGGUUACAAUGGUAAAGAACAGGUGUCAAAUGCUGAAAAUGCAUACGGAACUAGAAAUAUUAAAAAACGGUCUUAGAAAUAAUUACUUUUGUUUUACUGUGGCCCAUUCUUUUCAUGCAUGGCAAUGUAGUAAUUUAAAAUAAAAUAAUUCUGGUCACAUUAGUUUAAUAUACAUUACAUUAUAAACAUCCCGUUUAUGCAUUUGUGUGUUGACCAUUUAAAUCUUAGUCUGCGUUUUCAAUUACUCUUUAAAAAAUUUUUCUACUACCUGCUUGAGGCUUCAACAACUGGAUGGAACUCUGAAUGGCGGGGGGUGAAAAAUAAUUCACAUGGGGUAUGUUGCUUUCUCUCCUGAGUUAUUUAUAAUAGUUUAGCAAAAUCAUCAUGUUUUGGAGAUCUGGUUUCAUUUGCAAGCUUUGUAAUGCCCUUACCCGCACUUACCAUGUUUCCUGUCUUUCUUUUGAGUCAACU
This is a messenger RNA of Lagenorhynchus albirostris (white-beaked dolphin), 2531 nucleotides long. It is a transcript of the gene STX11, whose product is annotated as syntaxin 11. The coding region runs from base 213 to 1076 and encodes 287 amino acids. NCBI's taxonomy places the organism in Eukaryota, Metazoa, Chordata, Mammalia, Artiodactyla, Delphinidae. The record is from RefSeq and is a predicted model, not a curated record. The transcript is spliced from 2 exons. Gene Ontology annotation, molecular function: SNARE binding; SNAP receptor activity. Gene Ontology annotation, cellular component: plasma membrane; synaptic vesicle; SNARE complex. Gene Ontology annotation, biological process: intracellular protein transport; exocytosis; synaptic vesicle fusion to presynaptic active zone membrane.